This is a messenger RNA of Athalia rosae (coleseed sawfly), 4030 nucleotides long. Its product is annotated as forkhead box protein I1c-like. The coding region runs from base 1515 to 3065 and encodes 516 amino acids. Gene Ontology annotation, molecular function: RNA polymerase II cis-regulatory region sequence-specific DNA binding; DNA-binding transcription factor activity, RNA polymerase II-specific. The record is from RefSeq and is a predicted model, not a curated record. Lineage: Eukaryota; Metazoa; Arthropoda; Insecta; Hymenoptera; Athaliidae. The transcript is spliced from 9 exons. Gene Ontology annotation, biological process: anatomical structure morphogenesis; regulation of transcription by RNA polymerase II; cell differentiation.
AGCCUCGGACUCGCAAUCUUCGUUCAGUUACAAUUGACGCCGGUUGUUUGUAUUACCGCGCUCCAAGUUAUUUUUUUUGUUUCUUUUUUAUUAUUAAUAAUCAGCGACAAAAAGUACACAGACCUACCCAGCUGUAAUAUCAGUGCCGAAUAUAUCCGUACGUGUUAUACUCGGACAACGUGAUCUUGGAAAACCUACAAACGGAGUUUUUUCUUUUUGUUGUACACACUGGGUUCACUGACGAGCGAGUGCACCUGCGGCAAUAAAUUGUUGUUUAGAGUCAAUGUCGUUCGACGAUUUAGAAAACUUCCAUUUGUCACAAAUACUUUUUUUAAAUAACUCUGAGCAAUACAACGUUACAGGUGCAGAAUUAUUUUUCUGACAAGUGCGGCAAUAGUAUAUUAUCUAUACAUACCUAUAGUUUUUCUGUUCUACGAGAUAAUUGGAGAACAAUACAUAUGUAUACUGAGAGUGUUUCGUUCACAUUUCACUAUAAAUAAUCGCGAAACCGAAUUUAUCAUCUUCGAUUUGAAUUUCACCUGUGAAGCUGGAUCAGCUAGAUUCGUGUGGCGGAUUAAUUCUGCAAUAUCAUCAUAACAAUAUAAACUCAGCGAUCAUGACUCGCCUACCAUUUUUCGAGGUAUAUAAAAAAUAAGCAGCGUGUGCAGAGCUGCUGUAUACCCAUAUAUCCUAUAAUAUAAUAUACACAUAUAAAAAUAUCGAGUCUCUAAAAUCUGUGCGUAAAUUUUUUCCAAGUACAAUCAGUCCCCCUCUAUCUGCAUAUUUUUCUUAUUUUUUCAAAAUCGUUGAGAAAAAAAUCAGCGUAUAUAACAUACAUAUGAAAUCCACCUGAUAUAAUUACGUAAAAAUAUAUUAAAAAUCAAAAGUCUAUUAACUGUUCUACCGCGAACAAGGGUUGCGAAUUUUCGUUCAAAACCGUUCACGUGAGAAUUAUAAAAUAGAAGUAUAAUAUAAUAAUUAUAAAAAUAAUAAUAAUGAUAUCGGUUAAAUUGUACUUAUUUCUCAACAGACACAGUGGAAUAAUAUAACCUUGAAUUUGCAUAGUUAUAAUCGAGCAAAAAUAUAUUUUAAUAUGUGUAUGUGAACACAUAUAACACAUAUUUCGAUGUGAAAUUCAACUAAUCAGCUGAUUCUUUCAAUCACGCGAGUAUAAAAGGGUGUCGUUGUAUUAUAGCAACGAUAGAUAUGUGCGAAUAGAUAGGAAGGAAGAGCAAAAAUUUAUCAAUAUCACUGUCGUUAUCGUUGUAAGAAUUGGAGAAAAAAGGUCCGAUACCUGUACGUAAUAGGCGCGAGCCGGCGAAUGAGUAAUAAUCAAAAUCACAAUCAAGAUCAAAAUCCUAAUAAUAAAUAAUCGAAGUGUAACAUAUCAAUUGCAAUAAUACUAUAACAAUAAUCAAAAAUACGAAAGGGUUAAAUAGAAUCGCGUAGCUGUGGAGGGCCUGGCUGCUUACUGGGGCGACGUUGUUCACCAGCACCGCGUCAAUGCAAUAUUUAUGAACUACGGAUUACAUUCGUCCGCCGACAGGACCAGGAUGGUUUCACAUCUUAUUCCGGUAUCGGGGGAACUUCAACAAGGCGGCGGUAAUCUUGGAGGUCUCGGAUUGCAAGUCAGUGGAAGUAUUUCACAUGGACAGGAGUCUCCGCAUUCGUUGAAAAUCAAACAGGAACCUUACGAUCAACUUUCUCCAGCCUCGUCGCUUCCUUCCAUGCACCAAGUGAGCAGUUUCGACUCGGAUUUGUCGAGUGGUGGUUGCAUGGGUGGUUCUGGUAAGGAGUUGGCCGAUUCUUCGGGUUCCGGUUUGUCCCGUGGAUCGUCGGGAGUUUCAUUGAGCCACCAACGCAACAGUCGUUACCAUCCUUACUACGGUCUUCAUUGGGUCUCUCACGAUCACCACGGUCACUCGAACCAUCCGAGCCCGACGUCCGGUGCAGUUUCGAUACACACCUCGAGUUCGUCGCACCACAGCCAUCGGCCGAUAGAAGAAAAAUCUUCGUCGUCGCCAAGAACGGUACACAGUUCCGCAAACAGUAACGGUAAUUUAGUCCCGAUCGCCCCUUCGACCCCAACUACGGUGUCCGAGGCGUGUCUCACUGCUUCAGUAUUGAACAGCAACGGUAAUUCCCUGGUGCCGAUCGCCCCUUCGACCCCGACCACGGGAUCCGAAGCACCUCCGACGGUUUCUUCGGUUCUGAACAGCACCGGGUCCUCGACGAACGUUAAUUCUUUGGCGUCGUUCGCACCUUCGACUCCGACCACCGGAUCCGAGGCGUCUUUGACUGUUGCAGUAUUGAACAGCGUCGCGGUUUCCUCUACGAAUAGCAAACCGCCGUACAGUUACGUAGCUCUGAUAGCGAUGGCCAUUCAACACAGCGCUCACAAACGAGCGACGCUGAGCGAAAUAUACGGUUACAUAACGGCGAAGUUUCCCUAUUUUGAAAAGAAUAAAAAGGGAUGGCAGAACUCCAUACGACACAAUCUUUCGCUCAACGAAUGUUUCGUCAAAGUGCCGAGGGAAGGGGGCGGCGAACGUAAGGGAAACUAUUGGACCCUAGAUCCUCAGUACGAAGACAUGUUCGAAAACGGCAACUACAGACGGAGAAGGAGGAUGAAACGUCCGUAUCGGAAUGCUCCCUAUCACAAAGCACUUUUUGGCGAAUCCUAUCCACCCGCACACCUUCCUCUGGGUCCGGCGACGCGGAAUCUUUACGCUCUUCCACCUCCUUCGUAUCCACCGGCCUACACGCGCUACGACCCAAGCACUGCGUGGAGUCUGCAACAAUCGCAGCUGUCGUAUUCCCCUUGUCAAGCGCUUCAGCCGCCUUUGCAGCCCGUCCAAUCGAUGCAAAUAUCGACAAUGAACGGAUACAGCCAAUUCGGUUCUUCCCUCAGUAAUUACCUGGAUGUUCCAGGCGCGGAUACUAAUUCGCCGGGAUCCGUCGGUGGUGGAUCUGCCUAUGGAGGGAGUAGUUUCACCGGAUGUUCCAGGAGGCACGAAUCAGGAAUGACCUUUGACCCCAAGGCUGCCAGAUACGCGCCCUACUAGCUAGCUCGCCGUUGCGAAUCAACGCGAGAGAGGAAAAUGGAGGCAGCAGAUUAACCGAUUGCGAGCCGUCGAGCGGCGUCGAGACGGUACGUAAGGCAUCGGCGUCAGCGUAAUCGGUUCUAUGCAAUUCGACGUCACUUCGAGUGUCUCAUAUCCGGCGUUUCUUUGGGGUUGAUUUUCCCGCCCGUCCAAAGUGCUUCAUGUGAAUUAUAAUCCUAGUUAGUUAUGUAUUAUCCGGAACGAUCAAUUGUCGUUUCACGGUAACAGCCAACAAAUUAUACUUCGAUGCUCCGUGCAGGUGAAAAAAUAAGAGAGUAUGUACACGUGCUAUUUAAGUAUACAAAUACAUACUACCAACAGGUAUAUUAGGUGUAAAUCUAACUGUAAAUGUAAAUGUAAAAUAUAUCGUACUGCUAAUACCGUAGGCGAAUACUGAUGAGUGUCUGCGAAAUCUGAAUAAUAUAUAAGAAUAUAAAUAUAAAUACGAAUAUAUAUAUACAGUUAUGAAAUCAUCGAUGUCAUUGUUACAUGUACGUGUAUAUUGUAAUAUUUUAAGAUAAAUAUGUAUAAAACAGUGAAGUGAUGACGUUGAUUAAGGUAUGCUAGCUGAUCUUUGACGCGUAAUUGCAAGUCAUAUAGAUCAGGGAUAUGUAUUUAGUUCGUAUGAAUAAGGAAGGAAAAAAAAAAAAUUGUCGUAUCAUGUUACGAAAAUUCGGCGUUGAUCCAUAAGCGAUUCGACAAACUGUUAUUUUUUAUUUUAUUUUUUAUUCUGAAUAUGAGACACACCUAUAACUGCUGCGUGGGCGUAAUACACCCCGUAUAAAUACUGAAAGAAAGGAAAAGAAAGAGAAAAAAAAAAAAAAAAGAAACGAACCGAAAAUCAUUUUCCAUUGUGUAAUGAUACUACAAUACCAUUUAUAAAAUAGUGCUGUAAGGGUACAAUAAAUUUCAGUUUAUUUAUCGUG